Setaria italica (foxtail millet) is the source of this 1380-nucleotide messenger RNA. RefSeq lists its product as uncharacterized. NCBI's taxonomy places the organism in Eukaryota, Viridiplantae, Streptophyta, Magnoliopsida, Poales, Poaceae. Bases 90 to 1076 code for a protein of 328 amino acids. Gene Ontology annotation, cellular component: endoplasmic reticulum. Gene Ontology annotation, molecular function: protein binding. The record is from RefSeq and is a predicted model, not a curated record. The transcript has a single exon.
UCUGCAAUUUGCAUAUCAAAACAGAGACCGAAAUUCGUCUUCUCCCAAUCCUCCGGUUCUGGCCUCAAUCAUCGAAUCUCCCCACCACCAUGGCCGGCUCCCACCUACCCCAUCUGCUGCUCCUCCUGAUCCUCGCCGCCGGCGCGCCGGGACCCUCCAGCGCGCGCCACGUCAUCACGUUUGCCCCCGCACGCGGCGUCGGCCCCGCGUCCGUCGCUUGGGACCCCACGGCGCAGCACUUCGUCGUCGCCGGCGGCGGCGACGCCGUCCUCUCGGUCUCCGACGCCGGGGUCACCGAAUCUAUCGUCUCCUCCGGCGCAUCAGCCGUCGCCGUCGACGACCGGCGGCGCCGCCUCCUCGUGGCGUCCCCAGGGUCCGUCUCCGCCUUUGAUCUCCGCUCCCCGCGCCCGCACCGCCUCAUCCUCUCCACCCCGGUCCCGGACGCCGCCCCGCCGGGCGGCAUCGCCGUUGACCCGCACACGGGUAAUGCCUUCCUCACCGUGGGCGCCCGAAUCUACAAGCUGUCCGUUGAUGGCGACCUCGGCCCGCUCUCCUCCGCGACGGCGCUCGGGUCCGAGCCGCUGGCGUCGCUCACCGCGCACGUUAGCCGCGGGUUCCUGCUCGUGGGCCAGCCCAGCACGGGCAGCCUCCUCCGCGUCGACAUGGAGGACGGCGCCACGAGGACCGUGUCGGGCGCCCUCACGCCCCCCACUCCGGUCGCCGUGGCGGUCCGGACCGACGGGGCGGUCGCUGUGGGCGGGGCCGGGGGCCUGCGCCUCGUCGUGAGCAACGAUGGGUGGGUGUCGUGCGGGGUGCGGGACGAGGCGGCGCCCGCGCCCGACGGCCCCGUGGCCGCGGUGGCCGUGCGGGAGCGACGCCGGGUGUACGCGCUGGUGGAGGCGGGGACGACGGACGGGGGCAAGGAGUGGCGGAUCGAGGAGGCGGCGUGGAAAUCGGAGUCCGAGGGGGAGAUGGUGGUGGGGCUCGUCUUCGUUGGCGCUGCCCUCGCCAUCUUCAUGUUCUGGAGGUUCCAGAUGCGCCAGCUUGCCGGCAACAUGAACAAGAAGAUCAGAUAGUAACAAUGCAAAUUCCUCCCUUCCUUUGUUUUAGAAGAAUCUGUAUCCAAUUGCUUUUGGUAUGCACACGAGUUAGUGUAGGUAGAUACUUGUGGAUUAGGCAGUUACUUAUCUAUGAACUGUGAAUCUGCUAUCUUUCUUGGUUAGUUCUUGAUAAGUUAAGGCACAAUUCUGGAGCGAUGCUCCUGGUUGCCAAUUGUACCUGCAAAUCUACACAUUGUAAUGGAAAAGGCCGUGCUAAAGUUUUGUAAUGAUGGUGAAUUCCACUUGGUGCAAUAAACUGAUAUUAGUUUGACGAUAUUUA